This is a messenger RNA of Caenorhabditis sp. 36 PRJEB53466, 4990 nucleotides long. The record is from the annotation of a GenBank genome assembly. Lineage: Eukaryota; Metazoa; Nematoda; Chromadorea; Rhabditida; Rhabditidae.
AUGUUCACAAACACCCUGGAGGCGUUAGACGUCUUCCAGAAUGCCAUCGAUUGUGUUCAGUGGUAAGAACAUUCUAGAAAUAUAACCUAAAACCCUGAAAAUGCAAAAAUUUUUAGCAGAAAACCGAGCAAACACCUCCAGUACCUCGGAACUUCGUGCAAACACGCGCAUUGCUGGUUAGCGGUCUUAAAAUUCGCUGAAAAAGCAAAAAAUAUUUAAUUUUAAGGGACUGCAUCGGCGAAAUGACCCGAAAAACGCCGGGAAGACGGGCAGCACCGCGAACAUUGUGCCCUUCUUGCGCUUUUCCGCUGGAUACCACCAAAAUUCAGGGUGCUCAUGUGCUCAACUCGUGCUUCGAGACUCUCACAGAGCUCCGCGAGCUCAUAACCGAAGUAAAAACAUUUUUGAGAUUUUUUGGAUUUUUUUUUUAAAUUCCAGGUUCAACGUACACCGCUAACACAAGCGGAAAUAUCGUGUACUCAGCGAUUUCUCGAUGAUUUUCGCGAAAAUUCGCCCGGAGAGCAACGAAGAGCCAUAGAGAAGUUUCUGGAGACUCAGGCGCACAUGCCCGACGAAUUGGGGCAGCCGGAGGACGAAUCCGAAGAGAAAAGACGCGAAAAUCGGUGGGAAAUGGAUUUCAUGGAGCCCUUCUCACUCCCAAAAAUUCGAAAUUUCAGCGAAUCUUCAAUAUCGCCCGAAUUAGACCUUUUCAAUGAUUAUCAAGAAGUUUCGGCCUCGUGAGUUUCUUUUCUUUUCGGAAAAAAAUUAAAACGGAUUUUCAAUCCAGAAAUUGCAGAAAGCGCACAUCGGUGAAACGUGGCUCUUCGGCGCUGAAUACGGACGACGAGCCGGAGCAGAAGCCGAAAAAACAGUCGAUUCUGAAAAAUCCGGCGAAAAAAACGAAUCCGAAUCAGAGUUUCGACAUUUUCGCAUCACAAAUACAGACCCGAAAACGCGAGGAUGGCAAUUUGACGCCGUUUGUCAAUGUAAACCUGCGUUUUUGGGAUUCCUUUGAAAUUUCCUCAUUUUUUCAGCGUCGCUCCACAGCUCCGACGCCUUCCAGUUCCGGAAUGGUCGGAAUGUUCGCCGAGCCGUUCAGGAGCAAUUCUUCUGAAAAAACUGCUGUCAAACAAGAGGUUCUCGAAAAAUCGAGAAAAAAUAUUGAGAAAAUCUUCCAGAUCACCAGCGACGACCCGUUCACAAAACCGAUAGUACUGAAAAAGCGGAUGGCUUCGAUGGAAGCACAGGCCGAAAAAGAGCUGAAAACGGAGAAGACGGAAGUGAAAAUUGUGAGAAAGGUUAGGAACAAAUAAUGGAGUUUUCGGGUCUAUGAUGGACCGUCUAUCUGAGCGAUCAGGAUCCAGGUUCUUUACUGAUAACCAGGACCAUUUCUGGGCCUGUCAUUUCUCAAUAUUUGGGACCUGUGAGUCAACAAAAAUUGCAGGAGAUCCCUGAGCUCGAGGAGCCGUCCGAAGCGACGACGAAACGAAGAAGUUCGGUGCGUUUUGCAGAAUUUCAAGAAAGAUCACAGUCGCCGAUGAGUUCCGGAGACAAAUCGAUGAGUUUGAGGCCCGAACAGGUACGCUCCUACAGAGGAGUAUACAGAAAAUCUGAAGAAAUGCCAAUAUUUCAAGCUUUUUAUGCAAUUUUCCUAUUUCUUUAAAAAUUAUGUUUUUCAGCGUCGCUCGUCGUACGGAACUCGUCGCGGAGAGGUGGUAAUCAUCAACUCGAUCCUCAACAAUCGAAUUCCGCAACUAAAAAGUGCGGUCGAGGCGGGAACGUGUGUGAAUGAAAAGGAUAAUUGCGGAAAGACGCCGCUGUUCGUGGCCGUCGAGCACAAUUCACUCGAGGCCGUCCAGAUUCUCGUCGAGGCCGGCGCUGUUAUCAAUGCCUGUUGUGGGUUUUCGAUUAACAAAGCUGCACAAAUUCCGCGCAAUUUCACAUUUUCAGGCGGUCCCACGUACGAAACGACGCUCCACGAGGCGAUUCGCCGCAAUAACUAUCAAAUAGUCGAAUAUUUGCUCUUGAAAGGGGCGAGCCUCAAAAUCCGAAAUAUCGGCGGAAAAACGGCCGAGGAGACGGCGAGAAACGAUCCGAAAAUGAGGAAAAUUGUGGACAAAUUCAAGAGUGGACACUUUUUGCAGCCGGGUAAGAAACAGAAAUUUUCGCCUCGUUUCGAUUCUCUUCUUCGAAUCGCCACUCGAAUAUUGCAGUUCGAUCGCUGUGACUCUGAUAUUUUUUGCAAAUUUUUCGUUGCUCUUUUCAAGUAAUAGGUGUGAUAGACACGUUCAUGAAGAGAAAUGGAAAGAUGAAUCGGUAUUCCUCCCGCGGCGGCGCGCCAGCCAACGCGGACGGUUUGCGGACGCCGAAACGCUUUCGAACGUUUUCGUCGGAUUCCUGAUAUAGAAACUAUUUCUUUCAGUAAUUCCACCUCCCAAAUCGAAAAUUCACUUUGUCAAACUGAUCGACGAAAAGCUGCUGACCGAUGCGGAAAAGAAGAAAUUGCCGGGCAAAAUAAAUGUAAGCCAAAAAAAAAACAAUCCUUUGUUUGAAUUAGUUACAUGAUUUAGUAAAUUCGAAGGCAAAAACUCAAGAAAAGAGUUACUUUUGUAGCUAGUCACCCCGGAAAUGGAUACGCCCACACACGUCGUCGUACAAGUGGACCGAAAAACGAAAGUGCUCAAUAUCAGUAAAGAGCACAUUGGCGAAGUGCUCAAGGCCAUCAUAAAGUGCGAACAAUUUCCGAUGAACAAUACCUAAUUUUUUGCAUAAUUCCGUUCCUGUUCCUAUCGAUUUUCUUUGAUUUUCCUCGAACGUUUCACGAAUUUCGUUUGCAGAUCAGGAAUGAUAGUGAGCCGUGAGUGGCUGAAACACUGCAUAAUCGACGCCGCGGGAGUCGACGACGAUCGCCAUUUUAUGGUGAAAAAAGUGCAGUGGAUGGACGGACGCAUAUUCGAGAACACGAUUAACGAGUGGAAAAAGGCCAGCACGAGGAUGGUAGGCAGUUUUUUUUUUUGCAAGCCUGAAACGGGCGGUCUCAGGUUCGGUCUUUCGUUCUGCUGCGCUUGUCAGCGAAGUGUGUUUUAUUUAUGAAAAAAGAUAAUUUUUUCAGCAACCGAAACUGUUUGCCGGCUGCAAAUUCUACUUUCCAAGGCCAAAAUACAACUUUUUGGGUGAGUAUGUUUAGGGACCGCAACGGGUUUCGCAGAACUCCGAAUUUCCAUAAAAUUUUUGACGGAAUGUGUUCCCCCACUCUAUAUGAGUACGCUCCCAAUUUUUUUUUCCAAAAUUUUCGGUACAACCCGAGUUACACCCGUUCAAAGUUGCCCUGUUUUCUCCCGGGUCGGCGGCUGAGGAGGGGCGUGGCCUCGCUUGCAAGUUUACCGCACGCGUUUUUUCUCAUUAUCUGGUGGACCAAACUAAAGAGUCAACAUUUUAAAUGAACAGAAGUGAUGUUCUAAAAAAGCAAAACCACUUUUGAGGUCAAAAGUUUCGAACCCGACACCUCAAAAUAGCCGAGCGAGCACUCUGCCACUGCGCCACCCAGGCGGAGGCGCGCCCACCGCCAAUCACGUUGAAAAGCUCGGUGUGCGCGGCCCCUUACAGGGGUGAAGUUAGUGCAUUUUCGCGCUGAAAUUCGAAACAUAUCUGACUGUAACUUUUUUCGGCAACGUGGAAAAUUUUUAUGCUAAACGGAAUUUUGUUGAGAAUUUCACGCAGAAUCCGAUUCCGUAAAAAUUAGCCGUGUGAACGGUACCUGUGACCCUCAAAUCCUCGAAAAACUAAAAUUUCGGCUGAAUAGGCGUUACUCAAUCGAACACAAAAAUGCUCCUAGGGUGUCUAGAGCUUUCAAAAUUUAUAUUUGGGUUCUCAGAGAGUGUAUCCAUAGAUUCCGAAAAUAAAAAAAAGGGGUCAUCGCUGAAAAUUUUCCGCUAACUUUUCUGGCAGUUUGAGGAUCUGUAAAAAAUUUCGGCAACGUGGAAAUCUAAAUUUUACUUCAAAAACGGAUUCCCCAUCCCUUAAACUAUCGGAAUCACUUGAAAAUAGGCGUGUGAUCCCAUAAACUUGGCCACACAGGAUCUCAGACUGACUUCCAUUUUCGUUUUCGCGGUUUUUUGGAAAAACGGUGCGUUUUCACGGGAAACUGAGUUGUUCAUUGGAUUCAGCAUGGUCGAUUACAUAAAGUAAACCGUUUUGGGUAUGGUACUUCAUUUGGGGACCUCGGUACAGACCGUCAAACACGCGCGCGCGAAAAUCGGGAGAAAAUUCGUCAGGCCACGCCCCCUUUGUUGCGCCCCCUAAGUAUGUUUUUUCGUUUUGUUUUUUCGUUGCUUUUCGAAGGCCUUUUGAGACUGGGACUUUUCACCUAGUUGCUAUGAUCCGAUCGGGCUCAAACUUUGCAGGCUUCUUGGAAUUGGAUUGAAGCAUGUUGGGUCCGAGUUUCAGACCGAUCGGAUUAUCUGGUCCCGAGAUAUGUGGAUCAGAGGCCGCAAUUUUCGCAAAAACCCGGCCGUUUCGGCCUCAAACCAGUAUAUCUCGGGACCAAAUGUUCGGAUCUACCUGAAACUUGGGCCCAAUAUACUUCAAUCCAAGUCCAAGAAAUCUGCGAAGUUUGGUCCCGAUCGGAUCAUUGCAAGUGGGUCAAAAGUGCAGACCUCAAAAAGCCUAGAAGAGAGAAUUUCGGAAAUUUCAGACCGCGCGACGCUCGUCGAAAUUGUGCGUUCGGCGGGCGGACUGGCGAUGACCCGUGAGCCGAUAUUAAACGAGCACGAUCCGAAACCGUAUCACAAUCCGAACGCGAAGACGAACGUCUACAUUGUCUACAGUUUGACGCACGAUGUAAGCCUGAGCUUUUGGGAUUCCCUCGACUUUUUGCAAUUUUUUGCAGAUUGGCGACAAAUUUCGCAACUGUGAACGGUACAAUUUGGUGUGCGAACAGUGGCUCAUCGACGCGGUGCUCGGCUGCUCGAUCACCGAAGGCGCCUACUGA